This is a messenger RNA of Vicugna pacos (alpaca), 1894 nucleotides long. The record is from RefSeq and is a predicted model, not a curated record. NCBI's taxonomy places the organism in Eukaryota, Metazoa, Chordata, Mammalia, Artiodactyla, Camelidae.
AUGUGUGUUCGCCAUUGGCUACGAAGACGAAACGAAGUCGGCCGCUCGCUGCGGAAGAACUGCCACCUCGCCAGCACCCAGCGGGGAUUAUUGCAUCGAGCUUUUAGUGUCUUCUUAUUCAACACCGAAAACAAGCUCCUGCUACAACAAAGAUCAGACGCUAAGAUUACUUUUCCAGGCUGUUUUACUAAUACUUGCUGCAGUCAUCCCCUAAGUAACCCGGGAGAGCUGGAAGAAAAUGACGCAAUCGGAGUCCGGCGAGCAGCGCAGAGACGUCUGAAGGCCGAGCUGGGGAUCCCCAUGGAAGAGGUUCCUCCUGAAGAAAUUAAUUAUCUAACACGAAUUCACUACCAGGCUCAAUCGGAUGAUAUCUGGGGAGAACAUGAAAUUGAUUACAUUUUGUUUGUGAAGAAGGACGUGACUUUGAAUCCAGAUCCCAAUGAGAUUAAGAGCCAUUGUUACGUGUCAAAGGAAGAGCUAAAAGAACUUCUGAAAAAGGCAGCCAGCGGUGAAGUUAAGAUAACUCCAUGGUUUCAAAUUAUUGCAGAGACUUUUCUCUUUAAAUGGUGGGAUAACUUGAAUCAUUUGAAUCCGUUUGUUGACCAUGAAAAAAUACACAGAAUGUAAAUGUGGAGAUCAAUGGUUACUAAAGUACUGAAUAAUUUCUUAGUAAACUUAGAAUGAAUUAUUUUUAAAAUUUGGUUCCUCAUUGGAACUCUCACUCAAAAGACUGAUACUUUACAACCAGAAUUUGUGUGGAAGACAAUUUUGAAUCAUACAUAUGCACUGUUACACGCACGCAUAUAUAUGCACUGCUAUUUAUAAAACAUUUAUGAGGGAUUAUUGUAAAAGAGAGAGAGCAAAUAAACUUAAUUUCAUCUGUCUAAACACAUGGUUAUGACAAAUUUGAGCAAGUAAGUGAAGUUCAUCACUUUUGAUAUGUCGUCAUAAACAUUUUUAGAGAGCACUUUGCUGUUUGCCAGGUGCUUGACAUAGCUUUAAAUUUUUAUCCGUGCAGAAGUGUACAGUGAAAACUAUUUGUCUGCUUCAAAACAGCUCAAAUUGAACUGUCCCUGUUAAGAGAUUAAUACAGUAGAACAGGUUCAAGGGAAUUAAAUGGUACAUGUCCUGACUUCUGUCAUUCUAAGUUAAUUUUGUGAUUUAAGCAUUCUGGAAGUAUUUUGACACUUAAAGUCAAACAUUGCUUUUGGUUAGACAUUGGCUGGGUUUAGUCAUUUAAAUGGUCUUUGCCAAUUAGCAAGUCUGUUUUCAGAGCUACUGCGGAAAGACAGGCUACUUGUAAAACGGAACUUGGGUCAUACUUUCCAGCAGGGUUUCCUAACCUGGGUCCAGCUGGUGUUUGGGGGGGGUGACUCUGUUGUCGAGGCUCAUCCAGUGCAUUGUAGGAUGUCUACCCCCAAAAUGCCAUUGGCACCCCUCCCCCAUGAUAGCCACAAUGACACCAGAUGCCAAAUGUCUCCUGGAGGACAGCGUCCCCCAGUUGAGAACCACUGUUCUCCAGAGUUGGGCCCUAUUGUAGGGAGGGGAGGGGAUACCAGAAAGGCUGAUAUUUAAUGCUAAAUAGGUUUGGGUUGUGGAAUAUGUGUAUGUUAACGUUUAAAUUGCACCUCAACUAAUGUACUUUUUACUAAAACUCUUGCCAUAGAUUUCUCAGACUUGAAAUCUUAAAACAGCUUUACUAUCCUCGAAUGCUAUGCAAUGGUAAAUAAUGAAGAAAAAAAAUUUUUCUUACAAAGCUAAAUGUUUUAUAAAUUCAGAAAAAAAAAAUCCAUUUCUUGUUAACCCUGAACAGUUAAUUUCAGGCAAAACUGUAGCAAGUAUUACCUUUAUUGAAAAAUAAAAACAAAAAUAAAUAAAAGCAUUUAGAUGCUGU